Messenger RNA from Lottia gigantea (owl limpet), 207 nucleotides. RefSeq lists its product as hypothetical. Lineage: Eukaryota; Metazoa; Mollusca; Gastropoda; Lottiidae. The annotation marks the transcript as partial. The record is from RefSeq and is a predicted model, not a curated record. The transcript has a single exon.
UUUCACAUUUUAUGUAAUUUUCAUAUUUUUCCGAAAUUUUCACAUUUUUCUGAAAUUUUCACAUUUUUCUUGAAAUUUUCACAUUUUUCUCGAAAUUUUCAUAUUUCUCGAAAUUUUCACAUUUUCAUGAAAUUUUCACAUUUUUCUAAAAUUUUUGACAUUUUUCCGAAAUUUUCACAUUUUUCUGAAAUUUUCACAUUUUUCUGA